Molecule: messenger RNA, 1005 nt
Organism: Aspergillus homomorphus CBS 101889
Lineage: Eukaryota; Fungi; Ascomycota; Eurotiomycetes; Eurotiales; Aspergillaceae
Product: terpenoid synthase
Exons: 3
Coding region: 1-1005 (334 amino acids)
Biological process (GO): isoprenoid biosynthetic process
Molecular function (GO): prenyltransferase activity
Source: RefSeq, a predicted model, not a curated record
AUGGCCGCCAUUUCAGAAGUUGCUUCCAUGUCUCUGCCAUGGAUCGCAACUAUCGGAAUUUUCCCCCUUGUUGUCUACGUACUUCUGGAUCGAAUGCCUCCGCUGUGGCCGAUCUCCAAGAAGGCCUUCUUGAUCGGCCAGAAGAGGCCCGAGGCAGUGACCUCGUUCGAAUGUCCUUAUGCCUAUAUUCGCCAAAUUUAUGGCAAAUAUCACUGGGCACCAUUUGUGCAGAAGCUCUCCCCGACGCUUAAGACCGAUGAUCCAGCGAAGUACAAGAUGGUGCUCGAAAUCAUGGAUGCAAUUCAUUUGUGUCUGAUGCUGGUGGAUGAUAUUACCGACAACAGCGAUUACCGCAAAGGCAAGCCCGCAGCGCACAAGAUCUAUGGGUCUUCCGAAACCGCCAACCGGGCCUACUACCGAGUGACGCAGAUCUUGAACGAGACUGUGCAGCGUUUCCCGCAAAUGGCUCCCUUUCUGAUGCAGAAUCUAGAGGAGAUUCUGGCCGGCCAGGAUUUGUCUUUGGUGUGGCGUCGAGAUGGGUUGAGCAUGUUGCCUACAACGCCCGCAGAGCGUGUAGCGGCAUAUCGGAAGAUGGCUUCACUUAAGACAGGGGCCUUGUUUCGAAUGCUGGGUCAGCUGGUGAAGGAGGAUAAGUCGAUGGACGAGACGAUGACAACUUUGGCCUGGUGCUCCCAGUUACAGAACGAUUGCAAAAAUGUCUACUCUUCGGAAUACGCCAAGGCAAAGGGUGCUCUUGCAGAAGACCUGCGCAACCACGAAUACUCGUAUCCCAUCAUCCUGGCUCUUGAAGCUCCCGAUGGUCACUGGGUGGCCAAAGCAUUAGAGACCAGUUCCCCCCGCAAUAUCAGAAAGGCUCUGGCGGUGAUUCAGAGUGAGAGCGUGCGGAAUGCGUGUUUUACAGAACUGAAGAUGGCCAGCGCGUCUGUGCAAGACUGGUUGUCCAUCUGGGGGCGGAACGAGAAGAUGAAUCUGAAAAGUCAGUAG